Molecule: messenger RNA, 1911 nt
Organism: Solanum dulcamara
Lineage: Eukaryota; Viridiplantae; Streptophyta; Magnoliopsida; Solanales; Solanaceae
Product: WEB family protein At1g12150-like
Exons: 3
Coding region: 1-1911 (636 amino acids)
Source: RefSeq, a predicted model, not a curated record
AUGGGGAAUAAUCAUCGUAGAUCAUAUUAUAGAACCACAAAAAAAAAGAUGUUUGGAUUCAAUAUAAGAACAGGGAGGCAAAAUGCCUCAGGUUCACCAAGUUCAAUAACAGGAUCUCCAUCAUCUGUUGGUUCACCAAAAACGGCAGGAAGUACAGGUUCACCAAAGGUAGAAGUUGGUGAAAUUGACACAAGAGCACCUUUUCAAUCUGUCAGAGCUGCUGUUAGUUUGUUUGGUGAUGCUGGUUCUUCACCUAAGGCUAAACCAAUCAUUAAAAGAUCAAAAACCAUUGAAGAGAGGGUGUUAGAGAAGGAAAGUAGGCUUCAUUUGGCCUUAAGAGAACUAGACAGCUUCAAAGAACAGAUAAGAAGUACAGAGACAACAAAAACUCAUGCUCUUCGUGAUCUCGAAAAGGCUAAAAGAACACUCCAAGAACUCACAGGAAAGCUCGAGACACUAUGCGAGACAAAGCAAGCAGCCAUUGAGGCAACAGAAACAGCAAAGGCUCGAGCCAUCGAGCUCGAAGAACAGAAAUCAAAUAAGCCUCCAGUAGGCACUGAUGCUUGGAAACAGAAUGUUGAAGCUGAAAGAGAACAAUAUCGAACAUCAUCAGGUGAACUAAAUUCAGCGAAACAAGAGCUUACAAACCUCCGUCAGGACUUUGAUGCAGCCCUGACGGCUAAAUUGGCUGCAUUUCAAGAAGCUGCAGACGCACAGCACAACGCGGCCAUCAAUAGAGAGAGGCUAGGUAAGCUCUCGAAAGAAGUCACAACUUUACGCGAAAUGUUAGGACAAGUAAAAGGUGCAUCUCUCCAAGCACAAGAAGAGCACGAAAAGCUCAUUGAAGAUAAAGAAGUCCACUUACAUUCACUCAAAACAGCUAAAGAAGAAGCAGAAGAGAAAAUCAGGGCCCUCAAAGAGGACCCUGACUCUCAACUAGUAACUGAAAACCUCGUUGAGAAACUCGAGGUAACCAAUGAGGCAAUCCACGUGUUACAAGAACAACUCAAUAAAGUCCGAACCCUUGAUUUGGAUGCGUAUAACAAAGUAAAUGAAGAGCUCAAUGCUACAAAGAACGCGUUGAAAGAGAUACUCGCGGAGGAAAGUUCCCUCCGUGGCAUAGUUGAAUCCCUUAAACAAGAAGCAGAACGAGUUAAAGGCGAACUCAAUGAGCUCUACAAGAAAGCAGAGGAAACAGAGUCCCUUGUUGAAAAAUUAAAAUUAGAGCUGGAAAACAGCAAGAAAGAUCUUGAAACAAGCAUUUCAGCUAAAACACAAGCUGAAGGAGAUUCAAACAGUUUACCAUCAAGAAUCCAACAGUUAACAUCCGAGGCGAAUCAAUUCACAAAAGAAGCAAACGAGAUGAAGAAAAACACUGAAUUACUCAAACAAGACGCGAAAACAGCACAAGAAACAACUAAAGAAACAGAAGAAAAGCUAAAAAUCGCGCUAAAAGAGGCUGAAGAGGCAAAAGCUGCAGAGAAAGUCGCGGAUGAUAAGAUACACAAUCAAUCAAGAACAACAACAACAAUAACACAUGAUACUACUGAUGAAGAAAAACGUUCAUCAUCAGAAUCGUCUAAUGGGAAGAUAAGACUGUCAUUGGAGGUAUUCGAGGCGUUGAAACGAAAAGUAGAGGGAAUCAAGAAUGAUGCUGACAUAAAAGUUGCAACAGUCAUGGCACAAGUUGAGACAAUCAAUGCCAAUGAAAAACAAGCAAACGAAAAACUCGAAAGGUUAUUGAAAGAGAAAGAAGAUAUCAAAAAUGCCACACAAGAAGCAUUGAAAACUAAAGAAAUGGCAGAAGCAGCAAAAUUGGUUGUUGAAGGAGAAUUGCAGAAAUGGAGACAAAAGGAACAACAAGAGGAAGAAAUUGGAGAAUCAUCUAAUGGAAAUGUUGAAGAGACAUAG